Theobroma cacao (cacao) is the source of this 1332-nucleotide messenger RNA. The record is from RefSeq and is a predicted model, not a curated record. NCBI's taxonomy places the organism in Eukaryota, Viridiplantae, Streptophyta, Magnoliopsida, Malvales, Malvaceae.
UGUUGACUUGUAAUGCUUGCAUCCACGUGGGCAUGAUGAAAUAUGUACUCCACCAGGAUUUUGUGUAAAAAAUAAGAGUUUUUUUUUGUUCAAAGAUUGUGCCUGUACGUGUUAAGCUGCAUGAAGUUGGUGUGUUAAAUGUUUACACUUGUUAAUGGUUCAAGCACAGGUGUUAGUGUUCUGUCAAUGUUGUAUUACUUAAUAAAUAGGUACUGUUUUUAUCAAUGAAAUAAGCAGACCAGUUUGUUUAACAACAUAAAAACAAUCCAUCUGUUCAGCUCUGUUUUACCGUCCUUUAACAGAGCAUUAUUCUUCCUUGCUGUCAACAUGGUAUCAAAGCUUUUCUUGAGGUCUUAAGGGACUGUGGUCAACUCUAAAUAAGCUUGCUCUUCUUAGUUUGAUACUCUUAAAAAAUCUCAGUGAGUUACUUGAAAAAUUAGAUGGCCACCACCACAACAGUAAGCCAUCUAGCUCUUCCUCUGUUUAACGGUGAUAAUUAUCCCUCAUGGUCUGUAAAAAUGAAAGCCUAUCUAAGAGGCUACGACCUUUGGGAUGUGAUUGAGUCUGGAUCUGAAGUCCCUCCCUUGAGGGAUAAUGCAAGUGCUGCUCAAAUUAAGCAGUACCAUGAGGAGACUACAAAGAGGUAUAGGGCACUGUCAUUCAUUCAUGGAGUGGUCACUGAACCUAUAUUCUCAAGGAUCAUGGCAUGCAAGUCGGCAAAAGAAGCUUGGGAAAAGCUUAAAGUUGCAUUCCAAGGUUCUGAUCGUACUAGACAUCAGCAGGUGAUGAAUCUGAUGCGAGAGUUUGAGGCUCUCAAAAUGAAAGAUACUGACAGUGUGAAGGACUAUAUAAACAAGGUGGAGAAGAUUGUACACCAGGUUACAAUACUGGGAAGGAAAUCACCAGAAGAUCGUGUGGUGGAGAAGGUGAUUAUAAGCUUGCCUGAACGGUUUGAAUCCAAGAUAUCUUCAUUAGAAGAAGCUAAGGAUCUUUCCAAAAUAACAUUAACAGAACUUGUUAAUGCAUUGCAAGCAGUUGAGAACAAGAGAGCUAUCAGAAAUGAUGAGAAUGUUGAGCAUGCAUUGAUUGCUAAGAUGAAGGGUAAGAGCCACGGUGAGUCAUUUGCAAAUAAGGUAACAUCUGAGCAAAAAGACAAAGAAAAGAGAUCUCCACCAGCAGGCAAACAGCAAUAUAGGAGGAACAGAAAUGUGUAGUGUUCUAAUUGCAAGAAGAAAGGACAUGCAGAAUCUAGUUGUUGGUUUAGACCCAAUGUCAUAUGCAGGGCAUGUAAUCAACAAGGUCAUGUCGAGAGAGUUUGUAAGAAUAAGCAAA